AUGAAUGCCGCCGAACCAAAUGUGCAUGCUCACGGACGAGUCCAUCCUGCGAACAGUGCCGCCAGAGGGGUUUCAUCUGCACCUACCCCGAGCAGAGAGAAUUUUCAAGGAGAAUCACGUCUGGAGUGCCGAGACACGUGGUGCCUUCGCCCGCCGACAUUCCUAGCCCCCUUGCCCAAGCAACUCCGACACCACCGGCUCCAUGCUGACUCAAUCCCGCACGACGUGGGUUUGCUACGGUCUCUGAUUGACAACUACUUUGAUCAUGUCCACCCGUUGAGGUGUCUGGGCUUCAUCCACAAGCCGACCUUCGUAUAUGCCCUGGAGAGGCGUGCUCUGACAGAUGAGUAUGAUGAAGCAUUGGUCUACAUUAUGUGUGCUUUCGGCGCAAAGUACAUGUCCUGGGGGGCUCAUCAGCCUCUAUGCAUUUCCGACGACGAAGCCGAUGUCCCUGGCGCACAGUGGGCGACAAAGGCAAGAGAAAUGGCAAUGAAAGAAAUGGCCGUCCCCUCCUUGCAAAAUCUCAUGGCCUUGAUCCUCAUCUCAGAGUACGGUGCGGGUGCUAGCGGAAACGCUACUGCCUUCGUUCUGGCUGGUUGUUGCCACCGCCUGGCUCGUCUCCUUGGACUUGAUGCCACGCCUAAGUCGAGUGUGCAGUCUGCCUCCGAAGCCUGCGAACGAGAGAGCCGGAGGAGACUUAUGUGGUCAUGCUUUGUCCUUGAUGGCAUUGUUGGCUCGGGGGUCGAUACGCACAAUUUAUCCAAGGACUCACUCCCGAAAAUCCCUCUCCCGAGCUCCGAAUUCGACUUCUUGUCCCAGGUUUUAAGUGAAGAACAGAAUCAACCAAGGCUCGAGAGCAUGGAAAAUCCAGAAGUGAUCCAGACUGUUGACUACAGAGCCCAAAUCAUCUACCUUUUCCAACUCCGCACUCAGGUCCUAAGGUUAAUCAGAACACCGCUCCCUGCUGGUCAAGUGCAAACUCCAGACUCCCCCUUUGUCGACUUACGCAACCGGCUGGAUUCAUGGUAUGAGAACAUCCCCCCGAAACUUCGCAUCACCGAUCUCAACAUCUAUAUUCUCAAGGAGUUGAACAUGCUGGGACCAGUCUUCGCCCUUCACCUGCUCUAUCACACGGCUGUAUCCGACCUGACGCGUGUGUCCCUUCCCGGGUUUAACUUUCCUCUCGCCGCCACCUUUGCGGAGGUUUCUGAAGAUUUCCGUCAGGAAUGCCGGCACCGUUGCCGCCGCCAUGCUGAUGAAAUCUCGCGGCUGAUCGAUAUUGGACUCAAGCACGGAACUCGACCUUUUGAUGACCCUUUUUGCUUCACCGCCGCCUACGAAACGACAAAGAUACAGAUCAUCCACUCCACAACAACAGAGCCCCGUGGGCAAAGGGAGAGAAGCGAAGCAGAAGCAAAUAUCCGCCACAACACCGAUCUCAUGACUUUAAUGGGCCGAGAUGGCUCUCAUGCUCACGUUCGCCCACUCCUCGCCCUCCUGCAUCGCUUUGGGUUCUCCAAGAUCGCUGCUGAGUGGGCUCCUAGGUUCCGGGCCGAUGAAAUCGACAAUUUUGAGAUAUCUGGGCCCGUAGAUUCUAACCACUUGUCCAAUGUUUCUAUACUCAGGAUGGCUCGCGCGGAAAUGCACCGCCACCGAAGCCAGAGUUCCCAAAAGCCUGCAUCUCGGGGUAGCAUGAAUACACCCGAAGCCGAAAAUGCUCAUGGAUCAAGCGGCAUGGAGCAAGCACAGAGUCCAGUGCCCGGCGACAGACGCUAUCACCGGAGAGAGUCAAGCACCAGGGCCGGAAUGGCUGACGCCGGUAGAUCUCAUUCUCCUUUGGAUCAUCCGACUUCUCCAUCCCAGUACAUGGCCGGGCUACCUCGCCCAACAGGUUUUGCUCCUGCAGCUGGAUUUUGCACCAAUGCCCGACAAGACUACAGCAUGGGCAACACCAAUACCGAGCAGCCUUACAACCACGCCCCUGCAGGUCCCAUGGAAUCCGCUGGCAUCUUUCAAGAUACGAACUGUUUCCUCGACCCUUCUGUGUCGGACGACUUUGCGGACAGUUACGCAAAAUUGGCAAUGGAGAUGUCCGACUACAUCACCUGGGAUGCCGCGGAUUAUACUCCAUGGUUGACGCCCAACUCUGACCCGACGUCACAGGAGACACGGAGUAUACAGUACGGCGACCCUAGGCCUUCUGUGCCCGGAUAG
Molecule: messenger RNA, 2214 nt
Organism: Fonsecaea erecta
Lineage: Eukaryota; Fungi; Ascomycota; Eurotiomycetes; Chaetothyriales; Herpotrichiellaceae
Exons: 5
Coding region: 1-2214 (737 amino acids)
Biological process (GO): DNA-templated transcription
Cellular component (GO): nucleus
Molecular function (GO): DNA binding; zinc ion binding
Source: RefSeq, a predicted model, not a curated record